GACACUGAUUUUAAAUUCAUACCCAUCCCGCAAUAACUCCUUCUCUAUGGACCAAUUGAAACCCAGCCGGCCCAAUUCCUGUCCCUUGACGCCGUUAUCCUUUCUCCAACGGGCUUCCACUAUUUACGGCGAAUGCGCCUCCGUCGUCCACAACUCCACCGUCUACACGUGGUCCGACACCUACACUCGAUGCCGCCGCCUCGCUUCCGCCAUCGCCUCCAUCCUCGGCUCCGGGAGUGGCCAUGUCGUCUCCGUCGUCGCCCCCAACAUCCCGGCCACCUACGAGCUCCAGUUCGCCGUCCCGAUGGCCGGCGCCGUUAUCAACAACAUUAACACCCGUCUUGACGCCCGGACAAUCUCCGUGAUCCUCUCUCACGGCGAAUCUAAGGUUGUCUUCGUCGAUUUCCAGUUUUACCCUCUGGUUCUCGAGUCAAUUUCUAUGUUGCCACGUAACGGUCAACGCCCAUUGUUGGUCCUGAUCGAAGAUGGUCAAGACAUAGUCAAAAUCGACAAAAAAAAUAACGGAUCCGUCUACGAUACUUACGAGGCGUUGUUGGAAACCGGAGAUUCCGGAUUCGAAUGGAUCCGACCCGCUGGAGAAUGGGACCCGAUCACACUUAAUUACACCUCUGGCACCACUUCAUCUCCGAAAGGAGUAGUCCACUCUCACCGGUCAAUCUAUGCUAUGACCGUUGACUCUUUGAUAACCUGGUUCGUCCCGGACCGGCCGGUUUACCUGUGGACACUACCCAUGUUCCACUCCAACGGGUGGUGCUUCACUUGGGGCAUGGCGGCGGUCGGCGGCACCAACAUUUGCCUUCGGAAAAUCGAACCGGACACGGUCUACUCGUAUAUCGAGAAGUACAACGUUACACAUAUGUGCGGCGCGCCGGUGGUACUCAACAUGUUGGCCAAUUAUCCCCGCGCCAAGCCGCUCAAGUCCCCCGUCAGAUUCCUCACCGGCGGCGCUCCACCGCCGGCGUCCGUGGUUCUACGCAUUGAAUCGCUCGGAUUCGUCGUGAACCACGGGUACGGGCUGACGGAGGUCUCGGGGGUGGUGGUUUCCUGCGCAUGGAAGCCGAAAUGGAAUGGAUUAACGGCGGAGGAGCGGGCGAGGCUGAAGGCAAGGCAAGGGGUGAGGUCGUUAGGGAUGAUGGCGGUGGAUGUGGUGGAGGAGGGGUCUGGGAAGAGCGUGAAGCGGGACGGGAUCACGGUGGGGGAGAUCGUGAUGCGGGGACAUUCUAUAAUGUUGGGUUACCUUAAAAACCCCGAGGCUACGAAAAAGACCAUGAAAGACGGCUGGUUCUACACAGGCGACGUCGGGGUGAUGCAUCCGGACGGGUACCUGGAAAUAAAGGACCGGUCGAAGGACAUCAUAAUCACCGGCGGGGAGAAUGUGAGCAGUGUCGAGGUGGAGUCGGUUCUUUACUCCCACCCAACGGUGUUUGAGGCGGCAGUGGUGGCUCGGCCGGACGAGUUCUGGGGAGAAACACCGUGCGCUUUUGUAGCUCUGGAUCCAAACAUCAACAACUGCCCUGAACGGGAGAAGCCGACCGGGAAUGACAUUAUAGAGUUCUGCCGGGAAAGGCUGCCGCAUUAUAUGGUGCCGAAAACGGUGGUUUUCAUGGAAGAGCUGCCGAAGACGUCGACCGGAAAAGUUCAGAAAUUUGAGCUGAGAGGGAUGGCGAAGAAGUUGGGGACACUGGGCAUUAGUAGUAGAAUGUAACCAGCAACGACCACGAUCCAAUUACUCCCGUCAAUUAUCUUUUUCCUUCAUUUUCUUACAUUUGUUUUUCAUGGUAUAUAUGCUAAGAUAUAAAGUUAUAAACUCAAAUGUUUGUAAUUUUUCAUACUACUAUACGACUAAUAUAUACGGAGUAAAUAGGUAAAACUAAUACUAUCCUCCUGAUCUCAUUAAUUGCAACAUUGGAAUAUAUACACUAUUAAUGUACUUUACUUUGACUACAUUUUAUUUAUUAAUGUAUGUGAAUUACUUUUUUUGAAAAAUGUUGUUAAAUUCG
This is a messenger RNA of Cuscuta europaea, 2021 nucleotides long. NCBI's taxonomy places the organism in Eukaryota, Viridiplantae, Streptophyta, Magnoliopsida, Solanales, Convolvulaceae. The record is from the annotation of a GenBank genome assembly.